AUGAACUUGAUUCUUGAAGUCGCGAUGGAGAGGGGAGGCUAUGUACUUGCCAGUGGCCGUACGGCCAAGAAAGCCAAGUCCGAACAACUCACAAGAGUCGAUGACAAGAGCGCAAAUCCUCUUGGAUUUGAUGGGACAAAACUCCAAGACCACAUGGGUGCUACUUUAGGGUUGAGGAAACCCGUUUUGGGGAUGACAAGAGUUGGACAAGAGUUGGACAAGACGGGCCAAGAGAAGUUGAUGAGUUCGCACGGCUCAUAA
This is a messenger RNA of Coprinopsis cinerea okayama7#130, 261 nucleotides long. RefSeq lists its product as hypothetical. The transcript has a single exon. NCBI's taxonomy places the organism in Eukaryota, Fungi, Basidiomycota, Agaricomycetes, Agaricales, Psathyrellaceae. The record is from RefSeq and is a predicted model, not a curated record. The coding region runs from base 1 to 261 and encodes 86 amino acids.